Messenger RNA from Nomascus leucogenys (northern white-cheeked gibbon), 3571 nucleotides. RefSeq names its product cyclic nucleotide gated channel subunit alpha 4 (gene CNGA4). Gene Ontology annotation, biological process: monoatomic cation transmembrane transport. Lineage: Eukaryota; Metazoa; Chordata; Mammalia; Primates; Hylobatidae. Gene Ontology annotation, molecular function: intracellularly cAMP-activated cation channel activity; intracellularly cGMP-activated cation channel activity; protein-containing complex binding. Gene Ontology annotation, cellular component: plasma membrane; intracellular cyclic nucleotide activated cation channel complex. The record is from RefSeq and is a predicted model, not a curated record.
CCGGCCUGACUAUUUCACCUAGCAGACUGUGAGCUUCUGGAGAGGGGGGAGUGUGUCUUAUUCAUCUCCAAUUCCUAGUACUUAGCACAAUAUUGGCCUGACACACAGAACACCUGCCUAUGGGUGUUCUGAUUUUGAUUUGUUGACUGAGAAAGAUGAUAGCAGUGAAAGGAACAUCAGGUUGAGGGAGAAAUUAUAGGGUUUUUGUUUGUUUUGAUAUAGGAGAUAUUUAAGCAGGUUCACAAAAAGAGAAAAGUUGAAAGAUUGGGAACCAUAAAACACAUGGAAUAGUUGGUAGGAUCAGGCACUAGAAGUAACAGAAGGAAAUGAAGACAAAAGCACCAUAGGAUGGCCCCUAUCACACUAUCUAUGAUAGUAGUGUGAUGGGGGAAGGUAUAUGUGGAGGUAGAUAUGGGUAGGAAGUAGGUUACAAAAAUAGAGCUCACUUCUCAUGUGAGAGGCAUCUCUUUGUCCCUGGAGAAUAGUUUAGCACCUGACAUAAAUGAGCCAUUCAGUAAUAGUUGUUAAAUAAAUAAAUAGCGAGGCCCAAACAAAAUUUGCAAAGAUAAAAGACUGAGUGUCUGAUCCUACACUAAAACUCAGGUCUUCUGACCCAGAGGACACCUAUGGAGCUCAGUUGCUGUGGAAAGAGGGGAGAAGGAAAACAGAGACAAGACUCAGGCUUCCCUCUGAGGCAUGUACCCCCACCUUCUCCAGGGAUCUCAUUAGAGGUGUUUAGCUGGGCAGGUGUAAGCUCAGGCCCUGGGAGACAGGGCAGAGUGCUAGAGCUAGACUAUCUCCACCCCUUCAGUAGCGCUAGUUCUGGUUGUGUUGCUAAGAGCCUCAAAGACAAAGAAGUCACAGCCGGAGCCCAAGGGCAGCCUCCUUCAGGCAGUCAGGCACUAGUCCCCAACUCCAGAAGUCCCCUACAGGCAGAGAGGGUGGGGACAUCUCACACCCCAGCACCAGACUACAGAACCAUGAGCCGGGACACCAAAGUGAAGACAACAGAGUCCAGUCCCCCAGCCCCAUCCAAGGCCAGGAAGUCGCUGCCUGUCCUGGACCCAUCUGGGGAUUACUACUACUGGUGGCUGAACACAAUGGUCUUCCCAGUUAUGUAUAACCUCAUCAUCCUCGUGUGCAGAGCCUGCUUCCCCGACUUGCAGCACAGUUAUCUGGUGGCCUGGUUGGUGCUGGACUACACGAGUGACCUGCUAUACCUACUAGACAUGGUGGUGCACUUCCACACAGGAUUCUUGGAACAGGGCAUCCUGGUGGUGGACAAGGGUAGGAUCUCGAGUCGCUACGUUCGCACCUGGAGUUUCUUCUUGGACCUGGCUUCCCUGAUGCCCACAGACGUGGUCUACGUGCGGCUGGGCCCGCACACACCCACCCUGAGGCUGAACCGCUUUCUCCGCGCGCCCCGCCUCUUCGAGGCCUUCGACCGCACAGAGACCCGCACAGCUUACCCAAAUGCCUUUCGCAUUGCCAAGCUGAUGCUUUACAUUUUUGUCGUCAUCCAUUGGAACAGCUGCCUAUACUUUGCCCUAUCCCGGUACCUGGGUUUCGGGCGUGACACAUGGGUGUACCCGGACCCCGCGCAGCCUGGCUUUGAGCGCCUGCGGCGCCAGUACCUCUAUAGCUUUUACUUCUCCACGCUGAUCCUGACUACAGUGGGCGAUACACCGCCGCCAGCCAGGGAGGAGGAGUACCUCUUCAUGGUGGGCGACUUCCUGCUGGCCGUCAUGGGUUUCGCCACCAUCAUGGGUAGCAUGAGCUCUGUCAUCUACAAUAUGAACACUGCAGAUGCGGCUUUCUACCCAGAUCAUGCACUGGUGAAGAAGUACAUGAAGCUGCAGCACGUCAACCGCAAGCUGGAGCGGCGAGUUAUUAACUGGUAUCAGCACCUGCAGAUCAACAAGAAGAUGACCAACGAGGUAGCCAUCUUACAGCACUUGCCUGAGCGGCUGCGGGCAGAAGUGGCUGUGUCUGUGCACCUGUCCACUCUGAGCCGGGUGCAGAUCUUUCAGAACUGUGAGGCCAGCCUGCUGGAGGAGCUGGUGCUGAAGCUGCAGCCCCAGACCUACUCACCAGGCGAAUAUGUAUGCCGCAAAGGGGACAUUGGCCGAGAGAUGUACAUCAUCCGAGAGGGUCAACUGGCUGUGGUGGCAGAUGAUGGUAUCACACAGUAUGCUGUGCUCGGUGCAGGGCUCUACUUUGGGGAGAUCAGCAUCAUCAGCAUCAAAGGGAACAUGUCUGGGAACCGCCGCACAGCCAAUAUCAAGAGCCUAGGUUAUUCAGACCUAUUCUGCCUGAGCAAGGAGGACCUGCGGGAGGUGCUGAGCGAGUAUCCACAAGCACAGACCAUCAUGGAGGAGAAAGGACGUGAGAUCCUGCUGAAAAUGAACAAGUUGGAUGUGAAUGCUGAGGCAGCUGAGAUUGCCCUGCAGGAGGCCACAGAGUCCCGGCUACGAGGCCUAGACCAGCAGCUGGAUGAUCUACAGACCAAGUUUGCUCGCCUCCUGGCUGAGCUGGAGUCCAGCGCACUUAAGAUUGCUUACCGCAUUGAACGGCUGGAGUGGCAGACUCGAGAGUGGCCGAUACCCGAGGACCUGGCUGAGGCUGAUGACGAGGGUGAGCCUGAGGAGGGAACUUCCAAAGAUGAAGAGGGCAGGGCCAGCCAGGAGGGACCCUCAGGUCCAGAGUGACCCCAUCCCCAUCCCUAGGAUUCCCACCUCCUAGUGAAUCCAGAGUUGUAGUAAAGCCUAACUGCUGCAACUCUGUCAUCCUGUCUGCGAGAUCAGACACAGGAGCAAAUUGGUCUGUAGAUGCCCAGCUAGAGAUAUAGGAGUAUAGCACACAUUCAGCCCCCACCUACCAAUACACACACACACACACACACACACACACACACACACACAGUUGCUCAUAGACCUGUUGGCCCCAAGACUGUGCAUUCCAUCUAAAAUGCUCUGGUAUUUCCAUUCUCAGCACACAUGCUUUCUCACAAGCACUGAUGUAUCUUACACCCACAUAAUAUAUACACAUUCAGGCAUGCACCUCCUAAACACACAUAUGCUGACAGUCAUACACCAAUAGACACAGAUGCCCUUCACAGGUGUGCACACACUUGUGAAAACACAAAAGCACACCCUGAGCCCUCUAGGUCUAAGAUGUCUUUUGAAUGUUUCCCAUAUGGGCGAUUCAAAAGUAUACCCUGAAAGUUGCACUUCAAUAAAGUAUUUGCCUCCUCCCUAAGCAUUUAUGGGGCUGGAAAGAAAAGGCAAAGUCAGUGGUGGGCCAGGAUGGAUUCUGUCUGAAUUCUGAAGUCUGAAGCCUGAAUUCUGAGUCACAGAGGUGAUGAGCAUGAACUGUGUAGUAGCUAGUGGGUUAGAGUCAGAGGGGAGGUACCUGAAGAAUAGAGAAUCAAUACUCAGCCUAGGCAAAGCAGGCUCUCACAUCACACUGCUGUAAGAGUGCCCAUGCACACUGGUCUUUGCAUCCUACACCAGAGCAUAUGUUCUCAAUUUAUAAGCUCUGAGGGGUUUCAUCUAGUUAAAUGGGCCAGAGC